UCCGUACGAUGCUCGGGAGGGCGACACGCACACCACUAUGCCCUCGAAUUCCAGCAGCGGUGAGCGCGUACGGCGGCACUCGCCAACACCACACACACGCUCAGACGGUCGAAGCAACCUGACCCUCGUCGAUCGCUGUGCGCCCUGCUGGUAAGCGUCGUCCCCGCGGGUGCGUGUACACAGUCCGUCGUUUUGUGUGUGCCUCUUUCCGCUGAAAAGAAAAAAAGCCUUGGAAAGUGCGGUGGAGGGCGAACGUGCGCGUGUAGCAAACGCUGCUCCACUCUACUGGUUGCUGUUUUUGGUAAAAGUGUCUUGCGCGUUUACAAGUGUUUUUGUGUCUUGAUAUUUAAGAAGAAAAACCAAAAUAUCAAACUCACCCUCAGUGAGCGAGGGUGUGUAUGUGUGUGUGUGUGUGUGUGUACCCGUUAGAGCCAAAGCGGGUGAAGGCUCCAAGUUCUUGGCUGGGCUUUUUCUACCUUGGCGGGUGAAACUGCGAGGCGAAAGCGAACGAAAAAAAAAGGCAAAAAAACACAGAGGUGCGGUGGUGACACGUCACUUGGUGUGUGCCGUUUUUGAGUUGUUGUGUCGCUUGUGUCGCUACCCCCACCCCGCACAACUGGUGGGCUGAGCUCUGUAGCAAGUGUGGAUUGACGACGGUGUAGUGGAAGAUCACCCGGAGCAAUUGCCACCACGAUCCACCUUCCGGCCGGGGACGGGGGGAGACAGGGGCGAUCGCUUCUGCCUGGCUGGCCUUGUUCGCGUCCGGUCAACCCCGCUGGCAAGGCCACUCGCGUUCCAAUUCCACAAUCAGGAAGCGGUAAACCAAUCAACGCACGGGCGACGGCAAAGGACGAGCUCUUGCGCCUGCAGGUAUGCAAUGCAGGAAGUGAAAGGACGAUCGUGGUAGUGUGCAGUGUGUGUGUGUGUGUGUGUAGGGAGGAGGAAGGAAAGAAUAACAACAAACAGCAUCUCCAUACACAAGCGCAUCACGUUCGCGGGAGCACAUUCCAGCAGUAAAUAGUGAAGCAACGACAAAAAAAAACAAUAACAAUAACGACAGCAAAAUCAUAACCAAAAGACGGUUUUGUUCAUCUGUGUGUGCCACUUAGCAGGUAAGAGCAUCGAAACUCUACCUCGCGCUGUGUUCGUGUGUGUGUGUGUGUGUGUGGCAAAGUGUUGAAAUGGAAAGCGCCUGAGAUGGAAUGGGAGGAAGACAUGGCAGUGUAUGUGUGAGUGUGUAUAUGUGCGUGAUGAUGAUGUGUGUGUGUGGCAGUGCGGUGGACGCGGGUAGGCGAUGAAAUGUGAAAUCCAUCUCGCGCACAUCAGCAUCAUCAGCAUCGUCGUCGUCGCCGCCGUCUACGGUUUGAAAGUUGUCGCUGGCAAAGCAAAAGAAAAUCGAAGAGAGCGAGAUCCGAAAAGGAAAGAGCGUGCGUGUGUGCUAGUGCGUGCGUGUGCGAGGUGUGGAACGAGCGGUGAUCCUCGGGUAGCGCAUCCCACAUACUCUACCUACCUGUGUGUGUCGCGGGCCACAAUCAACGCUGUCCCGGGGGUGGACCAUCUAUCAAACGCGCCAUCAUCAUCAUCAUCAGCAUCAUCAUCAUCAAGCGCGCGACAUCAUCCGCCCAUCCCGAGUUCCUGGGCUGAGGGGCACUUUCGAACGAGCGCGAAUCGCAAAAGGGCACACUGGUGCGGAAGGUGAUAAAACACAACGGCGACGACAACCUUGAAGCGCCCGUCCCCUCCGCAACUGCGAAUUUUGCCUGCGAAUAAAAAUGAUCGAAAUUAAAUAGGCUGAUUGCUCGCCUCUACCCUACCGAACGCUACGAAGAGGCUGACAGAGGCGUCAGCAGUGAACAAGAAACACACACCACCACCACCACCACCACAUCCAAACCACUAUAAUGAUAUCGCCCCGCUUUAAUGUGGUGGAUGUGACCGGUUUGGGACCGCCGCCGCCGCCGCCGCCACCACCGUCAGAGAAAACGCGCAGCAGCAACACGACGGGCGGCCAGGCGCCAGCUGCCGGGAUGGCACACGCCCCGGUGGCAACGACCGCGGGCGGCAGCAGCAGCAGCAGCUAUCGGACGGAGGCGGACCAACUGAUGCACGGCGUCAACUUUACCACCGCUCAUCACUGGCCGGUGCGGCACGCCAAGGGGCUGCUGAACGGGCCCGGCCAGAACAACUGCUUCCUCAACUGUGCGGUACAGGUGCUCUGGCAUCUGGACGCUUUCCGGCGCUCGUUCCGCCAGCUACAAACACACGACUGUGGAGGUCCGGACUGUAUAUUUUGUGCUCUCAAGGAAUUGUUCUCCCAGCUGCAGACCAGCUCGGAACCGGCCCUAUGCCCGGAACCGCUGCGCCGUGCGCUGGCGAGCGGACCGCUCGCCGGCCGCCGCUUCCCCCUCGGCUGUCUGGGCGAUGCGGCGGAAUGCUUCGAGCUGCUGCUGCACCGGGUACACCAGCAUCUGUCCCCGGUCGACAGCGAUAGCUGCGAGGCGGCCCAGUGCGUCGCCCACCAGCGGUUCGCGAUGCGCGUCGUCGAGCAGAGCGUGUGCGAGUGCGGUGCCAACUCGGAAAAGCUACCCUUCACGCAGAUGGUACACUACGUGUCGGCGUCGGCACUCACGUCACAGAACUCGCUGUCGAUUCAGCACCAGCAAAACAUCACCUUCGGCCAGCUGCUGCGGAACGCGGGCAACAUGGGUGACAUCCGCGACUGUCCGAGUGCGUGCGGCGCCAAGAUCGGCAUCCGGCGGGCGCUGCUAAACCGGCCGGACGUCGUGUCGAUCGGUGUCGUGUGGGACUCGGAGCGGCCGCCCGCCGACCAGGUGCACGCGGUGCUGAAAGCGAUCGGCACCACCCUGCGGCUGUGCGACGUGUUCCAGCAGGUGUCCGAUCACCGGUGGGCCCAAACCGUCCACCACGAGCUGGUGGGCGUCGUGUCGUACUACGGCAAGCACUACACCACCUUCUUCUUUCACACGAAGCUGCGCGUCUGGGUGUACUUUGACGACGCGAACGUGAAGGAGGUCGGCCCGAGCUGGGAGGGCGUCGUCGAGAAGUGUUCCCGGGGUCGCUACCAACCGCUGCUGCUGCUGUACGCACUGCCCCAGCCCCAGCAACUGCAGCAGCAGCAGCAGCAGCAGCAGCAGCUGCAGCAACAUCAGCAGGAGCUGACGACCCUCGCCCAGCAUCGCAGGGCCGUUACGCCGAGCCCGGAGAAAGCGUCGAUGGGCUCGAAUGUCCGGCGUGCCAUCACACCCACCCCGAACCGGGCCCUGCCGAUCUGCGACUACCAGAAUCUGACCGUCAUACAGAGCAAAAUAUUCGCGUCGGCGAACGGCAGCAGCACGAGCGGCCCGGCCAACACGGCGGCCGGCGAGGACGGCGAAGGGAAGGAGCACUACAUCAGCCGGAAGGCGGUGCAGAAUGUGCUGAGCGCGCAGUACCAGAACCUGUCCGUGAUACAGGACAAAAUCUUCCCAUCGGCUCACGACCUUCAGCAGCAGCAGCAGCAGCAGCAGCAACAUCAACAGCAGCAGCAGCAGCAGCAACAGUUGCGAGUGUUAGCAAACGGUCCCACCAAGCAGCAGCAACAGUUGGGCUACAAUGGCGUCCCCCCCAACUCGGUGGGCAUGCCGAACGUGUCACCGUCCUCCUCCAGCGGUACGGCCUCCUCGCCCGACGGCCUCUCCAUGCCGGACCAUCUCAAUCAGCCGCGGCGGCGCGAUUCGGGCAACUGGAGCGGCGACCGCAACUCGGCCUCCUCCUCCUCCUCCACCACGCUGGACAAUCCGUACCUGUACCUGGUCGGCAAGCGCCAGGUCGGGGGCAGCGUCCCGGCCAGCCCAACCCGUGCCAACAACUCGGCCGGCGCCGCCGGGCUCGGCACGCACGGGGCCGCCCAGUUCUACGACGCCGGCUACGAUUCCUACUCCCUCUCGUCGACCGACUCCUUCCCGUCGAAGCACCAGCCGAGCGGGGGUGGCGGCGGCGCCGGUCCGAGCGCCGCCGGGCUGCUGCUGUCCGCGGCCGGCGCGGCGGUCAAGAUACCGGACUCGGUCGUGCUGUCCGGCGACUGCGAGAAGCUGUGCAUGGAGGCGGACCAGCUGCUGGAGAAGUCGCGCCUGCUCGAGGACGCGCACGAUCUCGAGACGGCGCUGGUGCUGUGCCACGCGGCCGCCAGCAAGGCGCGGGCGGCGAUGGACGCCCCCUACAGCAACCCGCACACGAUGACGUUCGCGCGCAUGAAGCACAACACGUGCGUGAUGCGGGCCCGCUCGCUCAACCGGCGCAUCCUGAUCGAGAAGGGAGGGGAGAUGAUCAAGGAGCAGCAGCUGCAGCAACAGUUGCAGCAGCAGCAGCAGCAGCAGCAGCUCCACCUCCACCAUCAAACGAUGCAGCAGCAGCAGCAGCAGUAUCACGUGCUGACGAGCGGCGGAGCGCUCCAGCACCGGCGGCAAAACAGCAAGGAAAAGCUGCUGGCGGCGGGCGGCGGCCACCACCACCCACAUCACCAUGCGCUGGCCGGCUCGACGACGGCCGGUACGACGGCGGGCGCCGGCACCAGCAACACCGCCAGCGCGUCGCCCUCGAAAAGCAUCGAAAUCUACGCCACGCUGCCGAAGAAGAAGGUCACGCUGAAGCUGAUCGAGGCGGAGCACGUCGAGCCGGAACCGGCCGUCGAUCUGAAGGCGGCGGCGGGCGGCCCGGCGGGCGGCAGCGAGCGGGAAAGCCGCAGCCUGUUUGCGCGCGUCACCUCCUCCUCCUCCGACAAGGACGGCAAGGAGGGGCGGGAGAAGCGCAGCCGCAGCGAGGACCGGAACAAGGCGCUCGCCGACCCGGGGCUGGUGAACGCGAAGGACACGCUGCGCAAGCACAAGGAGGAGAAGGACGCGAACGAGCGGAAGGAGAAGGAGGCCAAGUCGGGCAAGAAGCAGCACAAGAUCCGGCGGAAGCUGCUGAUGGGCGGGCUGAUCCGGCGCAAGAACCGGUCGAUGCCGGACCUGACCGAGGCGGUCGGGUCGGGCGGGCCCGGCUGCGACCCGGCCGGCAAGGGCGCCGACCUGCUGGAGGGGAAGGGUGGAGCGGGCGGGGCGGGCGGGCCGGCCGGUGGGGCGCUGCACGGCGCCUCGCUCGACGACAGUGCGGUCGGGUUGAGCGUGAGCGCGAAGGACAACGCGAACAGUGGCUACCUGUCCGAGGGCCACUUCGACUACCAUCCCAUCUCGAACACGAACCCGAACCUGGAGCGCAGCAAGCUGAUGCGCAAGAGCUUCCACGGCAGCGGGCGGUCGCUGUCCGUGCCGAAGGUGCCGCCGCCACCGCCCGUACGCAUCGGGUCGGCCCUGAGCGCCGUCUCGAGUGGUACGGCAGGGGCGUCGCAGCAGCAGCACCACCAGCAGCACCACCAGCAGCAGCAGCAGCAGCAUCAACCGAACGGAGCUCCGUACGGUUCCUCCUCCUCCGCCUCCUCCUCGCCCUCGAUGCUGCAGAUGCAGAAGCUGCCGCUGAACGGGGUCAACCUGCGGCACCUCGAGUACGUCACGGAGGCGGCAGCGGCCGCCCAUCCACCGUCCGGCAUCAAGCCCUUCCACGAGGCGAACGUCUCGAACCUCUCCACGAUGAGCUCCAACACGAGCAUGAGCGAGGACUCGUGCCAAACCAUCAUCACCACCUGUGCGGUCGUGCACCAGGAGCAGUCGCCGGCGAAGCCGCAGGACCUGCCGCCACCGCCGCCCACCGAGGAGGUCGACUCGAUCGUCCGCUACCAGCAGCAGCAGCAGCAGCAGCAGCAGGUACCGCAGCAGCAGUUGGAGCUGCCACCGUACCCGAGCCCACCGUCGACGACGUGCCAUUCGCGGCAGGCAAGCGAGGACUUUCCGCCACCGCCGCCAGCAAUCGACUUCGAGCCGCUGCACGAGCAGCUGAGCGAGAUCCAGAGCCUGCAGACGACCGGUGGGCAGGGCAAGCCGCCGAUGAUGAUGAUGAUGAUGUCCCACAGCUCCGGGCAGACGGGCAUACAGAACACGACCAGCAUACUGGCGCAGCUGCAGGCGAAGCAGCUCCAGCAGCAACUUCAACAGCAGCAGCAGCAGCAGCAGCAAUACCAGCAGCACCAAGAGCAGCACAACCUGAACAACCCGAUCAGCACGAGCGAAAUACUGAACGAAACCACGCGCUCGGAGAUCUGGCUGAAGGAGCUGCAGCUGAAGCAGCUCGCACUGAAGCAGCAGCAACAGUGCCGGGAGGUGUCGCCCGCUCAGCAGCAAUAUCAACCCCAGCAGCAGCAAGGGCCGAAGCUCCCGGCCGGCCCUCCCGCGACCGGUGGAGACCAGCGCAGCGUGCGCGACCUUGCCUCACGCUUCGAGCAGAUCAAGCUCUCCGUCGGGCAGCAGCUACAGUCGCAGUCGGCAGCGCACCCGCCGAACGUGCGCACCGGCAUGAGCGGGCUGCUGCUCGCCGACCAGCAGCAGAAAGCGAACGCUCGCUCAACACCUCCACCGCCGCCACCACCGCAACCAGCCGCAACGGACGCGCCGGACACCGUGCCCAGCGCAGACUUCUCCACCGGCAGCGGCGAGGAUGUGGUCGACUGCCCGCGCGACAUCGGCAUGGUGUACCGGAUGCAGCUGCCCAAGCCCCGGUACGACAUCGCCCAGAGCCAGAUACAGGAGGAGAUCCGGGAGGUGGAGAUGCUGAACCAGGUCGUCCAGCAGACGCUCAACAAUGGGGCGGCGGCUGCAGCAGCAGCAGCAGCAGCGGCCAGCAAGUCGGACGUACUGCCGGCGGCCGGCCGGACCAAGAAGAAGAGCGUGUCGUUCUGCGACCAGGUCAUACUGGUGGCGACGGCCGACGAGGACGAGGAUGACGGGUUCAUCCCGAACCCAAUCCUGGAGCGGGUGCUGCGGACAGCCGGCGGUGGUGGUGGUGGCCCCACCGCAGCAGCGGCAGCGGCCGCCGUCGGCUGUACCGAUGCUGACGUCACGCCGGGCGUACUGCUGCCCGCGGGCAACGGUGGCGAGUCGGUGGCUCCUGCCGCGGGUCUGCCGGAACGGCUGCCGACACUGUCCACCAGCAUUACGUACCACCCGAUCAAGGCACCGUCGCCGACGCAGCAGCUCAAGCAGCAGCCGACGCCGCCCGGCGCCCCAGUCUACUCGCUGGCGGCCGACAUGCACAAGCAGAACCUGGAGAUACAGCGCCAGCUGCAGCAGCAGCAGCAGCAGUACUACGGUGCGGUGAACAACAGCAGCCCCGAGCUGGAGAGCUACAAGCAGCAGCAGCAGCAGCAGCAGCAGUACUCCUCCAUCCCAGCGAACGCCACCAUCUUCAAGACGCAUCAGUUCAGUGCGGCUAUGCCGACGACCAAGGCGACGCCCUCACUGUACGGCGUGCCGCCCAACAUGUCGCUGCAGCUUCAACAGCAGCAGCAGCAGCAGCAGCAACGACUCUACGGCAGCGACACGGGCAGCGAGCUUAGCUUUGACGGGCGCAACAGCUCCUCCUCCUCCCAGCUAACCUCACCGUACAUGACCGUGCCGCAUCUGCUGGGAGACGGUGGGGCUGGUAGUGGACCACCACCGCAGCAUGCCGUCGGUGGCUACCAGACCGUGUCGGCGUCGCCGACCACCAUCACCACCAACACGAGCCCGGCCUCCAACACGCUGCUGCGUCAGAACAUUGCCACGCUGCUGCAGCACCAGCAGCUGGGCGGUGUAACGCCAGCGACCAUGCGGCCCACUCCCCCGAACGGCCACACCCUGCCCAAUGUCUACCAGAAGCCGCCGAAACCGCUCAACGCCUACCAGCAGCAGCAGCCGACGACGACGACGCCCCAACAACAGCAGCACCAGCUCCAGCAGCUCACUAGCGCUGCCGGCUACAAUGGUGGAGUCACCACGAUGCCCUCCUACACGCAGCAGCAGUCCAGCUCACCCUACCAGCGCGUCCCACUGCCGCUCGGGUACGACAACCUCUACCACGAGCAGCCCUCGAUGGGGCUCAUGACCCAACAGCAGCAGCAGCAGCUUCUAGGUCUCGGCAAUAGUGUCGCACAGCAGCAGCAGACGAAACCAAUCCAGAAGAAGGUGAGCUUCGAGCCGGGCACGAAGGGGGGCGGUCCGGACGGGUCGCCCGGUACGAACGUGUCACCUUCCCCGUCUGCCAACGGAUGUCAGCCGCAGCAGCAGCAGCAGCAGCACUAUCAACUACAGCUACAGGACGCACAACAGCAGCAGCAGCAGCAGCAGAAUGUCGUCGGUUUGCCGACCCGCGUCGUCCCGAUCGCGACGACGUACGGGAACGGGAGCGCGAUCGUCAAACCGUCCGCCAAGGCGGUCCAGUGCAAUCUCUGCCGGAAGAAGCACUGCAUCCUGCCCGCCAUCUACUGCAGCGACUGCGAGACGUAUCUUGCCCGCUUCCAGAUGCCGGUCCGCCGGUAAUAGUCCACGGCCCAGACACUUGCCUCCCGGGAGACCUGUUGGAAUAUAGUGCCUGUUGGAAACAAACCUGUUGGAACAUAGUGCCUGUUGGAAACAAACCUGUUGGAAAAUAGUGCUCGAGACACUCGAGGGAACAGAACGCUCCAAAACACGCAAUUGGUUGUAAACCAAUUGUUUUUUUUUUUUUGCCGUCCGUCGGUGGCGAGAGGAUUGGCUCUCUUGCCUCGCCUGUUUGUCGUGUCCGCCUGAAUGUGAUAACUUAGAAAUGCAAAAACAAAUCAAAAACAAAAUGAAGCGCGGCAACCAGCCCUCGAUGGAGUGCUGCUGUAUUAAUAUUAUUUUUUUUUUUUAAUUCGGUGCUGCACUGUGCUGCUGCGUUGAGCUAACCUUAAAAAAAGCAAUAGUGGGGCGGUACACAGACGAUGUCUGUGUGUGUGUGUGUGUGUGUAUUGUAUCAUGUGGUGGGAAUCACUGGGGAAAAGACCUGCGCGUCCUUUUUCCGACCAAACGCGCACCGCGACGAGGUUAUGUUUACGAUUUUAUUUAGCCGUUGCAAGUAUCCAAUUUGACACCCACGUAGAGGACCGGAGCGCGCACAGGAGAUGGAGAAGGACGGACGCUUCUUUUCCAUCUCCGCUACGCGCGCGCCGCGGGUGUUUUUUUUUUUUAAAUAAUUAUUUUAUUUUUUAAUUCUAAUACACACACGCCUUAAACCGGUCAGAGCGCUGCCAGCUGUCGAACAAUAACACUUAAUGGGCGGCCUCUUAGUACACUUACCCCCUUACGUUUACUACUUUUAACACGCGUAGCUUAAGUACAUGCGCUAGUAAGUUAGGGAUAGUAUUACCUUCUUUUUUUUUAAUUUUCCUUAGCGACAAGAAGGGGUGCGCAAAGGGGAAGGAUGGAGCAACAGUGAACUCUUUGCCCCGGAGGUUUCUUCACAAGGGAUUGUGUGGGAUGGGCGUUCUGCGGGCGCUGCGCAAACAGUGCUCGAAAAAAUAGUGGCCGAACAGGGCCGAAUUGAUGAUCGAAUCUCGCCAGCGGAUUCGGUUCGGUGCCAUCGUCUCGUCCUCCGCACGCGAAAAUGCGGCUGGCUGACAACAGAAGGGAGUAUUGCGGGGGGGGGGGGGGGGGGGGGGGGCUAAGAUCGGAGGAGUAGUGUUCGAAAGUGGAAGAAAGAAGGGCGGAAAAAACUGCUCGAUAUAAUAGUACUUAGCAUUAGUUGAUCGCUCCGUUUUUUUUUUAUUUUAACGCUUAAACACACGCGUUUAAACUUCCGCUUCCUUUCCCGCAGCUUCCCCCAACACAACGGGGGAAGGGUGGCAAAGGGAGGCGACCCUGAGAACAAAGCCCGUGGGGUGGAAAGUAAUUUUAAAUAAAAGCUAAGAUAAGUAUUCGGCUAGCAACAGUGGUAACCAAUUUCCUGCCCCGUUCUAUUUCAUACUCCCCCAUAACAUUUUGUUGUCCAUAUCCCCCCCCCCCCCCCCAUACCAUCCCUCUCUUGCCACCCACUCUUUUCUUCCAUUUAGCAAUUUAAAAAAAAAAACACGCGCAUAUUAUUGUAACAUUCAAAUUUAAAACAUUCCAACAAUGCUUCCAGCGCGAGCAACGUUUUUUUGUUUAUUUGUGUGUCUUUUUGUAUUUUUUUUUUUUAGAAACAGCCGCCCCCUAAUUCAUCCCACAAGUGUCUGUGUGUGUGUGUGUGUGUUUGUGUCAAUGUAACGUUUCAGCACGACGUUGCAAAGGCGCACCCGCCGCCGCACAAAAUGUAAGAUUUAUAACGUUUAAAUCGAAAAAAAUGCAUAAAACAACAACCACACGCGCCCAUCAUCAUACACGCCGCUCCACAACGUUGUUGUUGUGUGUGUGUGUGUGUGUGUGUGUGGGCGCGUUGGAAACAAAUAGUAAUAUAAAUGAAUAAUAAAAUAUUACCUUUCACUAUUUACAGAAAAAAAUGAUAAUAA
Messenger RNA from Anopheles gambiae (African malaria mosquito), 10411 nucleotides. RefSeq lists its product as uncharacterized. Bases 1902 to 8447 code for a protein of 2181 amino acids. Gene Ontology annotation, biological process: protein deubiquitination. The transcript is spliced from 6 exons. The record is from RefSeq and is a predicted model, not a curated record. NCBI's taxonomy places the organism in Eukaryota, Metazoa, Arthropoda, Insecta, Diptera, Culicidae. Gene Ontology annotation, molecular function: cysteine-type deubiquitinase activity.